Messenger RNA from Aspergillus tanneri, 738 nucleotides. It is a transcript of the gene DPM1, whose product is annotated as dolichyl-phosphate beta-D-mannosyltransferase. Gene Ontology annotation, biological process: protein O-linked glycosylation via mannose; GPI anchor biosynthetic process. The coding region runs from base 1 to 738 and encodes 245 amino acids. Lineage: Eukaryota; Fungi; Ascomycota; Eurotiomycetes; Eurotiales; Aspergillaceae. Gene Ontology annotation, cellular component: endoplasmic reticulum membrane. The record is from RefSeq and is a predicted model, not a curated record. Gene Ontology annotation, molecular function: dolichyl-phosphate beta-D-mannosyltransferase activity. The transcript is spliced from 2 exons.
AUGGGCGCCGUCAAGAACAAGUACUCAAUCAUUCUCCCGACGUACAACGAACGGAAGAACCUCCCUAUUAUCUGCUGGUUGAUUGAGAAGACCUUCCGCGAGAACAAUCUAGACUGGGAGAUAGUGAUUGUUGACGAUGGAUCCCCCGACGGCACACUCGAAGUGGCCAAACAACUCCAGAAACUCUGGGGACCAGAACACAUCAACCUGAAGCCCCGCGAAGGCAAACUUGGACUUGGAACGGCAUACGUCCACGGCCUCCAGUACGCAACGGGUAACUACAUUAUCAUCAUGGACGCCGACUUCAGCCACCACCCCAAGUUCAUCCCCAAGAUGAUUGCCAUCCAGAAGGAGACCGACGCCGACAUCGUCUCCGGCACCCGCUACGCCAACCAUAACGACAUCAAGGGCGGCGUCUACGGCUGGGACCUGAUCCGCAAGUUCACCUCGCGUGGAGCAAAUCUCAUCGCCGAUGUGAUGCUCAUGCCGGGCGUCAGUGACCUCACGGGGAGUUUCCGUCUGUAUAAGAAAAACGUGCUCGAGAAGGUCAUCCACAGUACCCAGAGUAAAGGGUAUAGUUUCCAGAUGGAGAUGAUGGUGCGCGCUAAGGCGAUGGGGUUCAAGGUCGCCGAGUGUCCUAUUACCUUUGUCGAUCGCUUGUAUGGAGAGAGUAAACUGGGCGGGCAUGAGAUCGUCGAGUAUCUCAAGGGGGUGUUCACGUUGUGGUUGAAGGUUUGA